Amphibalanus amphitrite is the source of this 1935-nucleotide messenger RNA. RefSeq lists its product as uncharacterized. Bases 1 to 1752 code for a protein of 583 amino acids. The record is from RefSeq and is a predicted model, not a curated record. Gene Ontology annotation, biological process: DNA integration. Lineage: Eukaryota; Metazoa; Arthropoda; Thecostraca; Balanomorpha; Balanidae. Gene Ontology annotation, molecular function: nucleic acid binding. The transcript has 3 exons.
AUGGCACUCACGUCGCCUCCCGUGCUCGACUUCUUCGACCCUCGCCGCCGCACAGUCCUUGAGACUGACGCCGCUCGCUCCGGCGGCCUGGGCUACUGCCUGCUGCAGCAAGACGCCGCAGGCCGUAAGAGCCUUGCGGAGAUCGAAAAUCCGCGGCUCCAGCGGCUACGAGAACGGCUGGCGCCGUUCAACCUGCUCGCCAUCUGGCGGCAAGGCAAGCUGCACGCCAUCCCGGACGCGCUGUCGCGCGCGCCGGUGGAUGACCCGGCGCCUGAGGACGAGGAAGCCGAGAGGGACGCCAGCCAUCAGCUCGCCAGCGUGCUCUCACGGCUGGCCACCGACGGGGCGGACGACGGUCCCAGCCCGUUCAAAGACGCGGCGCUGACAGAGGUGCGCGCCGCCGCCGCCGCCGAUCCGGAGCUCAUCGCACUCACUGACCUGAUCCUGAAUGGGUUUCCAGAGCACCGGUCACAGCUGGACCCGCGCCUCCGACCGUACUGGGGAGUUCGGGACCGGCUGGCCGUAGACGACGGCCUGGUGGUGUGUGGCCAGCGGCUCGUGAUACCGCCCAGUCUGCGGCGCGCCACGCUCGAGCGCCUGCACGCCAGUCACCAGGGCGUCGAGCGCACCAAACGCCGCGCGCGGCAGGUAGUCUACUGGCCGUUCCUGGACAGUGACAUUGCGAACCAUGUCGGAGCGUGCCCGGCCUGCCAGCAGUACCUGCCCAGUCAGCAGAAGGAGCCGCUGAUGCCGGAAAAGACGCCAUCACGAGUGUUUGAGGCUGUCUCCGCUGACUACUUCGCCUGGGCCGGCCGCACGUUCCUGGUAUACGCGGACCGGCUGUCCGGGUGGCCGUUUGUGUCGCACGUGGCCGGCGAGGCGACUGCCAGAGACCUGGUCUGCAGCCUGCGCCAGAUAUUCGCGGCCACCGGCGUGCCCACCACCCUCCGGACAGACGGUGGACACCAGUUCACCGCCCGGCUCACCCGAGAGUUUCUGCGCCGCUGGGGAGUGGAGCACCAGAUCUCUACACCGCACUACCCUCAGUCUAAUGGGCACGCCGAGUCGGCGGUCAAGGCCGCCAAACGGCUCAUCCAGAAGGCGACCAGUAGCGGCGAGCUCGACAUGGACGCCUACGCGCAGGGGCUGCUGGAGCUGCGCAACACGCCGCGCGCCGACGGCCGUUCUCCGGCUCAGGUCCUGUUCGGCCACCCGCUGAGAUCGGCAGUGCCGGCGCACCACCGGGCCUUCGCCGACUGCUGGCAGCGGGCGGCGGACGACUGUGACGCCAGGGCCGCCGCGCAGCAACAGGAAACAGCCGAGCGGUACGACACGACAGCCCGCCAGCACAGCGCGCUCACCAUGGGUCAGCGUGUGCUCGUCCAAGACCCGCGGUCGGGGCUGUGGGACCGCGUCGGCGUCAUCACGGCGGUCGGACAGCGGCGCGACUACCUGGUCCGGCUGCCCAGUGGCCGAGUCUACUGGCGGAACCAGCGCUAUCUGCGACCCCAGAGAUCUCUCAUCUCGGAGGGCGCCGCCACACCUGCACCCGGGCGCCGGCAGCAGCUCGCUCCGAGCUCGGCACCCGACGGCACGGAGGAGACCGCCGCCGCUGCGCCGGCGGGCGGACAGCCGGCACCACCGGUGCUGCGGAACAGCGCCGACGACCCCAGCUCAGUGCGCCGUGGGACGCGCCGCCGUCGCCGUCCGGCCCGACUGACCGUGCGCUGGGCGGACCAGACGUACGACUGAGUUCGUGCGUCCACACCGUGUGUGGUGUACAUUUUUGUUUAUGUGUUAGACGCAAUGCGUAUCUUGUACCGACGCAUGCGUCUUGAGGGGGGGUGUUGUGAUGGGGCACGUUUUCCUUUCCCUUCAUUUGGUCUCACCCCCCGGUCAUAUGGAAGCACAUAAAAAAUAAACAGUUCCAUGGUC